GAGUCACUAUGCGCUGAUGCUCCGCCACAUGCUCGCAUCACUGUUGGCAACACAAGCCUCGCAUCAGCUCAGCAAACUCAAACCACAUCUGACCGGCACGAUGGAUGGGCAACAUAAAGACCGCAGAAUGACUCACUUGUGGAUAUUGACGUUACUGAUAUUAGUCUAACAACCUCUAGCACUGGAUAACUCGGUCUUUCCCAAACUUCAUCUUCUGGAUACGGAUUGUGGAGCUGGAUCUCGUCCUUACAGGCUUUGGAAGAAGGAUUAUAUUUAUUCUGACCACUUUAUUCAUCGUCACUCCGUUUGGAAUAGGAGCGUUUUGCGGGAGGACAAACUGAUUUUUUAAGGAUACGCACAUAAAACUCUAAAGGAUGGCCGUUUGGUUCACCUCUAUCCUUGCAAUAGUUAUAACAUUAUUUACUCAGGUUUUGGGAUCAGGUGUGUUCGAGAUCGAUCUCCAUCAUUUUCAGAAUACUAAAGGUUUGCUGGCAAAUGGACUCAGUUGCAGCAUGGCUGGCUGCAGGACUUAUUUCAAGGUUUGUUUGAAGAACUUCCAGACGGAGGUGUCCCCUGGAAAGUGUAUAUUUGGCAGAGCAGCCACACCUGUUCUGGGCACCGACUCCUUCAGCAUCCAGCAGGACGCCAGGCUGCGUCUGCCGCUCAACUUCACCUGGCCGGGUGCGUUCUCAUUAGUGAUCGAAGCCUGGUAUUCUCCUGCAGCGGAGCAGCUUGGAGAUGCCACCAGCCCCGAAUUCUUGAUUAGCUCUUUUGCCAUCCAAAGACAGUUGGGAAUUGGGCCCGAGUGGUCCCAGGAUGUGCAGGGCGGGACGCAGACGGAGCUAAGGUACUCAUACCGGUUCAUCUGCAAUGAAAAUUACUACGGGGACACUUGUUCCAAAAUAUGCGCGCCCAGAGACGACCAUUUUGGCCACUACACCUGCAAGCCUGACGGGCAAAUAGCCUGUCUGCCGGGAUGGAAGGGAGAAUACUGCCAAGAACCGAUCUGUCUGAAAGGGUGCAAUGAGAGGAACGGAAACUGCACAUUACCUGGAGAGUGCAAAUGCAGAGAAGGCUGGCAGGGACUCUUUUGUGAUGUGUGUAAACUCCAUCCGUCCUGUAAACAUGGUACCUGUACAGAGCCGUGGCAGUGCACCUGCAAGGAAGGCUGGGGAGGCAUCUUCUGUGACCAAGAUCUGAACUACUGCACCCAUCACAAGCCCUGUGCCAACGGGGCCACGUGCAUGAACACGGGCCAGGGCAGCUACACCUGCACCUGCCUGCCAGGCUUCACCGGGGUUAACUGUGACUCGGAGGUCAGGGAGUGUGACAACCAGCCCUGCCACAACGGAGGCCGCUGCCUGGACUCUGAGAACGGCUAUAGGUGUGUGUGCCCACAGGGCUUUGAAGGGCCACAAUGCGAGCACAGGAUGCUGACUUGUGCGGACACGCCGUGCUUUCACGGCGGCCAGUGCAGAGAGCGGGACAACGGGCAGAGUUACAUAUGCGAGUGUCCAGCAGGAUACACUGGACUCAACUGUGAGAGGAAAGUGGACAAAUGUACCUCGCUGCAGUGCACCAACGGUGGACACUGUGUGGUCCACGGUAACCUCAGACUCUGCAGCUGUCGCUCAGGCUUCACAGGGCCGCGCUGUGAGAUCAACAUCAACGAGUGUGCGAGGAACCCGUGUGCAAACGGCUCCACCUGCAUCGACCGCAUUAACGACUACACCUGCACCUGCCCCCCAGGGUACACCGGCCGCCACUGUGACAAGCCCACAGACCGCUGUGCCUCUCAGCCUCCCUGCCUCAACGGCGGGACCUGCACCAUCGGAGCCAAAGGCCAGCCUACCUGCAUCUGCCCCGCUCAUUACAGCGGCCCCCAGUGCCAGUUCAACAAUGAAACUUUAUCCAACACCCCCAGCCCCAGCAUAGCCAGCGACAAGCUGAACCUAGCAGCCAUCUGCUUGGGCGUAGGCCUGGUGGCUGCUCUGGUGCUCUUCUGCAUGGCGGUGGUGGUGAUACGCCACAUCAAGAAGCAGAGGAGUGAGGAGCAGGACUCAGAGACCAUGAACAACCUCUCUAAGGUUGACUUUCAGAAAGAGAACCUCAUCUCUACCGUAGAGCUCAAGAACACUAAUAAAAAGGUGGAUUUGGAGGUGGACUGUCCCAGGGAAAAGUCUAACCACAAAUACAUCAACCACUACCAGCUGGACUAUAAAACCUCUGCGGGGUACAAGGACGAACUGUCCCUCCUGGACAAAGAUGAAAACUGUGAAAAGAUAAUAGAAGAUAAAAGGCAUUUGAGUAGAAUGUACAGUGAAAGGCCAGAGUGUAGAAUAUCUACCAUAUGUUCUUCCAGAGAUUCGAUGUACCAGUCUGUCUUUGUAAUAGCAGAAGAGAAAAACGAAUGCAUCAUCGCAACGGAGGUAUAAUAAAUGGAAGACAUCAUUCGUUAUCAACAUUGGAUUUCUUGUGGACUGUUUACAAGUGUGGAGAGACUGGGAUUUAUUUAAAUGCAAGUUGCUGCUCUUGAAAACUUGAUAACUGGAUGGAGCUCGCGUGCUCUCCGAAUGCAAUAGAACUGAAGCUACUAAUCUAUGUGAGAAUGUAAAGACUUGAGGAAGAAAAGACGAGCGGGGAAACGAUGGACGCUCGAGGACGCCACGCGCCUUCCACGUUUUUCCGACUCGAACCCUUCGUCUGCUCCGUCCCAGUUCAUCCGAGGGCAACGGGGCCGAGACGUUCGCGCCUCAGAAGAAGAGGACUGUCUUCACGUGCUCCCCUCCACGUCGCCGCGGUAAUCAGCAAUCAAAUGAAUCAACUUACUGCCGACGAGAUGGUGGAAGGCCUUUUCCCAUUCCGUGCAACCUUGCAAUGCGCUAUGCAAACAAAAAUCAGCAUUGCGCUAAAUCAAAAGAAAAAAGGGGACUCAAAAAAAAACUACUGAAAACGGUUCAUUUUUGAGGGGAUAUUUAGGGUUUUGUAAAUUGAAUCCGUUUUUAUAAAGAAUGUAUGCAGCCUAGAUCACAAAGCCUUAUAUAUGUAUUUAAGAGAAACGUUGUGCCCUGCCUUACCUUGAUUCCUUUGCACAGCAACGUGGAGGUAACAAUGAAAGAUCAAAAAAAUGCAAUAUGCUAACGCGCCAUGCAGGGAAACUCAUGAUAAGGCCUUGUUUUACUUUAUGCAAGAUCACCCUUAAAUAAAGACAAAGAAAUACAUGAAGUGACUAUCGUACCAAGGACGCCUUCAAUGGAAAUUACUGAACCAAUAAUGUUGUUUUGUAAGAUUAGUAUUUCAUUAGUAAUUUAAGUAUAUGAAGCACUGAUCUUUCUCUUUCUAUGUUUUAUAAGAUUAUUUUGUAUAUACUGUAUAUUUAUAUGUUGAGAUUAGAAGUACAUCUGUUUUUAAGUUGAUGCCCCAAAAAGGUGAAUUUAUUUUUAAAGUUUUUGUUGUGUUUUAUUAUUAUUAUUUUUUGUUAUAAAAAAAAAAAAAAGAAGAAGCAAGAAAUACAUAUCUGGUACACUGUUUGUUUGUCAGUCUUCGAUGGUUGAGUGUACAUGUGGUCGAAUAGAGAUCGUUAAAUUAAACACCUAGAAACUUUUUAUUUGUGUCAGCUGGCGUGAAAGUGGCUUCGUUGUCUGUAGAUACAGUAAUAUCUGGCCCGGUAGCGUUUCUGAUGAUUCCAUGUCUGUGUCCUCGACAUCUGUGUCUCAGUGUGAUGUGAAAAUCCAUGUGCUAGCAAUCAUUCAGUGGACAGCGUUGUAAUCGGCAGCGAUGUAAGGGAAUACUCAAACAACAAAAAUAUAUAUAUUUAAAACAUCUGUAUGUGAUAAUAAAGAGUCCUUGUGGUCUUUCUAC
Messenger RNA from Stegastes partitus (bicolor damselfish), 3861 nucleotides. RefSeq names its product delta-like protein 4. Lineage: Eukaryota; Metazoa; Chordata; Actinopteri; Pomacentridae. The coding region runs from base 375 to 2435 and encodes 686 amino acids. The record is from RefSeq and is a predicted model, not a curated record. Gene Ontology annotation, molecular function: calcium ion binding. The transcript is spliced from 11 exons. Gene Ontology annotation, cellular component: membrane. Gene Ontology annotation, biological process: cell communication; multicellular organism development; Notch signaling pathway.